CUGCUCUGUGAAGUCCAGCACAUUACAGGGAGCCAGCAAUCCUUAGAAAUUGACCCUCUAAGUUCGGGACACACGUUGGGACGGACACGGCAAACUGUGAUGCGCACGGGAUCGGACGGCGGCAGAACGGAACUGGCUAAUGUGACGGAGAACUAUUGCUGCUUUUGGGUGUAUCAGGGUCACCCGGCGUUGCCGGACAUCUGGGAGCAUCGCAAGGAAUAUGCAUUCGACUUCCUAUUCAAUGGCAAAUUCGAGAAAAAUCAGCGCAACUAUCAGGAACGUCCAAUAAAUUGAACCAUUGAACCAUGUUUAAAUUAAACCUACGGCACAUAGUUUUGCUGACACAUCAAA
Molecule: messenger RNA, 351 nt
Organism: Drosophila montana
Lineage: Eukaryota; Metazoa; Arthropoda; Insecta; Diptera; Drosophilidae
Exons: 2
Coding region: 100-294 (64 amino acids)
Source: RefSeq, a predicted model, not a curated record